Molecule: messenger RNA, 2520 nt
Organism: Morchella importuna
Lineage: Eukaryota; Fungi; Ascomycota; Pezizomycetes; Pezizales; Morchellaceae
Exons: 2
Coding region: 1-2520 (839 amino acids)
Molecular function (GO): protein binding
Source: RefSeq, a predicted model, not a curated record
AUGGCUUCCACGAGUCCACCAAUAUUCAACGUGGAGGAUCUCGAAAAUGCAGCAGCGGGAGUGGCUUCGCAGCGCCAACCACAGACAGGAGAGACGGCGGCGACGGCGACGCAACAGCCCCUGAGAACGUCGCAGAGCUUCCGGGUGGAUGAAGGUUAUAGCGGUGAGGAGACGCCCAGUGUGUACGAGGAUCCGAACCAGAGAGAGGACUUGCGAUCGAUUAGAGAGAGUGCAGAGCUGAAGAUUCCGGCUUGGGUGACAGGACUUGAUGAUGCGUUAAGAGAAGAAUACGCUUAUAAACUCGUCCGCACCCUACCGACAUCCAACAUCGCAUCGCUGGUCGAUAGAUUGGUCCCAAUUCUCCAUCUCGACUUUAUCCAACUGCUUCCUUCCGAGCUAUCGCUUCAGAUCCUAUCGUACCUACCCGUGCGUUCGCUUCUCAAUGCAUCACUGGCUUCGCGCACAUGGCGGCGAUUCGCUAUGGAGCCAAGGCUCUGGAGAGACCUGUAUCACGGCGCCGGAUGGGAGGAAAACAGCGCCGAAGUGCGACUGUUCGAGACCGAAAUGCAGCAGCAGGUAGCGGCCAAACGGAAGGCCGAAGAGCAAAGAGACGAGGAAAAGAAACUUAGGGAUCUAGCAAGGCGGAACAUAGACCGAUUUAGGUCGGGUCCCGGAAGCCAAGGUGAGAGCUCUACAUCGGACUCGUCCGGUGGCCCUAUGGAUAUCAGUGGGGAUAGUUCCACCCAAGGAAGCUCUGGUGCAUACGGCACUCCGAACCAGGAUGCGGGAUACUUUCCUUAUAUGGCCGAUUCUUUAAGAACUAUCCGCCAGUCAUCGAUGGCGGGAGUUUUUGGUGGCCCGAGUGCGGCAAUGUCGGAUGAUGAUGACAUGUAUCCAACCGGAAUGAGUCGGCCUAUAACAUCACAGGCAUAUGAGGAGCCAUCACUUCCGAUCCACCCCACAUUGACAAUGCCUGGUUAUAACCACCCCCGGCUGAAUUGGGCGUUUCUCUACAAGAAUCGUAAAAGACUUGAGGACAAUUGGUUGCACAACCGAUUCACAACAUUCCAAAUCCCCCAUCCAAAUUACCCUCAUGAAGGUCAUGCCGAAUGUAUCUACACCAUUCAAUACUCGCCCAAUUUCCUCGUAUCUGGGUCGCGUGACCGAACAGUUAGAAUUUGGAACAUGCGUACCCGGAGGUUAGUGGGGGAGCCAUUGAAGGGUCAUACCGGGAGUGUACUGUGUCUCCAGUUUGACGAAGAAGAGCAAGUUUUGGUCACUGGAUCGUCAGAUUCUAGUGUUAUCAUUUGGAAAUUCCCCACUGGCGAAAGACUGAAAGUUAUUGAGAAAGCUCAUCAGGAAUCUGUUCUUAACUUGAAGUUUUCAAAGAAAUGGCUUGUGACAUGUUCCAAGGACAAGUUAGUUAAGGUCUGGAAUCGAGAGCAGCUAGAAACCACAAACAAGGACUAUCCAUGGGUAUCAAAGGCCCUAUGGGCCACCGGUACCAGCAACGCUGUCGAUGUUCGGAGCCAUCCGCACCACCCCGAUAAUAUCGGCAACAAUCAGCAAGCAGCCUGGGCGACUUGGACUGUCCAGGAGCCCUCCAUGGGUUCUGGGCUCAAUCUCCAAAACCCGUACAGCAGCAGUGAUCCCAACCGCGCAUUUGGCGCUAGCACUCGUGCGCCAUCUAAAGGCGGCCCCAGAACUCUCCACCCAUACACUGUGAUCCAAAAUCUCUCGGGCCACGCAGCCGCCGUAAAUGCGAUCCAACUACAUGGCGACCAAAUCGCAUCAGCGUCUGGAGACCGUCUUAUCAAGUUAUGGAAUCUCCGCACUGGAGCCUGUGAAAAGACCUUUGUUGGUCACACCAAAGGUAUUGCAUGCAUCCAAUUCGACGGCCGCACCAUCGUCUCCGGCUCAUCCGACCAAACCAUCCGCGUCUUCGACUGCGACACCCAAGUCGAAAUGGCCACUCUCCAUGGCCACGGCGCCCUCGUCCGCACCGUGCAAGCCACAAGAAACAGGAUUGUUUCCGGCUCCUACGACGAGACCGUCCGCAUCUGGCACAAAGACCAAGAAGACCGCUGGUUUAUCGGUGCCACCCUGCACCAGAGCCAGUGCCCCGCCGCUCUCCGCUCCGCUGCCGCCGCAGGCGCCGGAACACCCGCAAACGUGCCCGCUCAGAUCGCCACGCUCUACCAGCAACAACAGCCCGCCGUGGUCCAUAUGCAUCAGAUCCAGCAGGUUGGGGACCAGGCAGGUCUUGCCGGUGCUGUCGCCGCCUCACAGCUGCUGCCGACGCACCACCACCACACUAUGGUGGCGCGGCCGAUACAGCCCCCGCAAGCUGCUCUUCCGCAGGGUCAUGGCGGGAACUCGGGAACCCACAGGGUCUUCAAACUCCAGUUUGACGCUAGGUGGAUCAUUUGCUGUAGCCAGGACAGCAAGAUCAUAGGUUGGGACUAUGCAGCAGAUGAAGAGAGUGUCAUGGAGGCCAGUCGCUUCUUCAAGGGCGGUUAA